Xyrauchen texanus (razorback sucker) is the source of this 855-nucleotide messenger RNA. RefSeq names its product transmembrane protein 74-like. The record is from RefSeq and is a predicted model, not a curated record. Lineage: Eukaryota; Metazoa; Chordata; Actinopteri; Cypriniformes; Catostomidae. Bases 1 to 855 code for a protein of 284 amino acids. The transcript has a single exon.
AUGGCCGAUGAAGUCCUCUUCUGCGGUCAAGACGUUGUUCAGACUGACCACAGGGACAUCGACUGGUCCCUGAAACAUCAGCAAAGCCAUCCUUCAGUGUGCACGAAUGAAAAGGCUUUUUCCAAUCAAGUGUGCUGCCAGGCGUGUCUGGAGCAGAAUGUUAAUGAGGUCAAUGGCGUUUCAGAACCAUGGACAGCGACUCUACCGACUGGACGAAUUCGCAUUCUGAAUGAAUGGAGAUUUGAUGAAGAGGUUGAGAUAUGCUACGACGAGGAGUUUGAAACAGCUUUUCCUGGUGUGACUGACACUUCUGACAAAAAGGCCGGUCAGCUGUUAGCAGAGGAGACCAGCUAUGAAAACUUCAGUUGGAGUUCUUCUAGAGAUCUCCAAGAUGUCCCGGAAUGUUCCUUGCUAUCGGUUGAUGAUUUCAUGGUGGAUUCAUCGGAAAAGUCUGUGGAUUAUGGAUUUAUAGGUGCUGUUACCUUUUUAGUUACAGGGAUAUCCUUGGUUGUGAUCUCUUACAUGGUACCACGUGAUGUCAAAGUUAAUCCUGACACUGUUUCUGCUCGAGAGAUGGAACGCUUGGAGCGAGAGAACGCUCAGGUUGGCGCUCACCUGGACAGGUGUGUGAUUGCGGGUCUGUGCCUCUUAACACUUGGAGGUGUGGUGCUGUCAACCUUGCUUAUGAUUUCCAUGUAUAAAGGGGAGAUGAUCAGGAGACAAGCGUAUGCUUACUCCAAACACCAAGCCAGACUUUACGGCUCUAUAAAUCUUAGAGGUGGCGCAAGCCCGACUGGUGCCCCUCUGCUUUUGUCCUUUGAUGAAGACGAAGGUCCUGUUGAAGUCCUGAGUUGA